AUGUCCGACAAACCAAUCCUCCUCAUCCUCGGCGCAGGCCGCAACAUCGCCGCCGGCGUAGCAUCCCGCUUCUCCACCGCAGGCUACGCCAUCGCUCUCGUCUCCCGCAGCUUCCCCCCCGAAGGCGGGCCCACCGCCACAACCGACCCAGAAACAGGCCACCUCCGCAUCCGCGCCGACCUCGCCGACCCGGCACAGGUCGUCUCAGCCUUCGCCGAAACAAAGCGCCAUUUCGGCGGACGGGCGCCGCGCGUGGUGGUCUACAACGCCGCUACCGUGAGCUCGCCGCCCGACGCGGACAAUAUGUUUAGUCUGUCGCGCGAGGCGUACGAGAGGGAUGGGACGGUGAUGAAUACCUCUGCGUGGGUUGCUGCCGGGGAGGCUGUCAGGGGGUGGAAUGAGGCUGGUGGUGAUGGGGAGGAGGAGGAGGCGAAGAAGGGGAGGUUUAUUUACACGGGCAACUUUUUGAACGAGACGAUUUUGCCGUUGGCGGAGUAUGUCACGCUCGGGGUUGGCAAGAAUGCGGCGUGGUAUUGGGUCAAUGUUGCUGAUGGAUUAUAUAAGUCGUCCAAGGGGUGGAGGUUCUUUUACGCUGAUGAGAGGAAGGAGGAUGGUAGUUUUGUUGGGGACACGCCUGGACCUGAGUCGAAUGGGACGUUUUACUUGGAGCUCGCCGAGGGUGCGCGGGAUUUGCCUUCUACGGUUACGUUUGUCGAUGGCAAGUAUAAGAAGUUUUAG
Messenger RNA from Colletotrichum godetiae, 738 nucleotides. Its product is annotated as short-chain dehydrogenase/reductase SDR. The record is from RefSeq and is a predicted model, not a curated record. The transcript has a single exon. Lineage: Eukaryota; Fungi; Ascomycota; Sordariomycetes; Glomerellales; Glomerellaceae. The coding region runs from base 1 to 738 and encodes 245 amino acids.